AUGGAGACAGAGACCACCUCUACAACUUCCACCAUGCAAGAGACGACAACUACAACCUCUACUGCACCAGAAGUCCUCACUACAAUUCCCAUCACAACAGUGGACACAACUACAACUCCCACACCUAUAGAAACCACUAAUAUUUCCACAAGGCCUGACACAGUAGUUACAGCAACAACUUCCAUGACAGCAAAGGACACCACUACAUCCUCGACCGCACCAGAGACCACAGCUACAGCCACUACUACACCAGUAGCCAAAACUUCAAUUUUCACCACAGAUGUGGACACAACUGCAACCUCCCCGCCAAUAGAAACCACUAACGUUUCCACAACUCCUACCACUACAAUUCAAAUAUCCACCACUCUUAAAGGUACCACUACAACCCCCAUGACAACAGAAGGCACUACUACAAACCCCAUCACACCAGAAUCCACAACUACAACAUCCACUACACUGGUAGCCACCACUGAAACAUCCAACACUCCUGUGGGCUCAACCACAACUGCCACACCAACAGAACCCAUUAUAACUUCCACCACUGAAACCUCCACUACACCACUAGUCACAUCUAGUACAACAGAGGACACCACUACGUCUUCGAGCAUUACAGAAACUACAGUUACUACUUCGCCUAUAUCGCUAAGCACAUCUUCAAUCCCCAUGGUGACAGAGACCACCACUACAACUUCCACCAUGCAAGAGACUGGAACUACAACUUCUUCUACAGAAGAAGGGACCAUAACAAUUUUUUCCACUCCAAUGGACACAACUACAACCUCCACACCAAGAGAUACAACCAUUUUCACCAUUCCUGUGGGCUCAACCACAACCUCUGUGCCAAUAGACACAACCCUAAUUUCCACCACCCAAACCUCCAGCAUUCCAGUAGUUACAACAACCACCUCCAUGACAACAAAGGACACCACUACAUCCUCAACGUCACCAGAGACCGCACCUACAACUUCUACUACACCAUUAGACACCACUGAAACAUCCAGCAGUCCUGUGGGCUCAACCACAAGGUCCACACCAAUGGAGACGAGUAUAACUUCCACCACUGAAAGCUCCACCACACCAUUAGUCACAAAGGCGAUUUCCAUUUCAACAGAAGAAACCACUACAAUUCCCACCACAACAGUGGACACAACUACAACCCCCACACCUAUAGAAACCACUAAUAUUGCCACAAGGCCUGACACAGUAGUUACAGCAACAACUUCCAUGAGAACAAAGGACACCACUACAUCCUUGACCACACUAGAGACCACAGCUACAACCACUACUACACCAGUAGCCACAACUUCAAUUUUCACCACAGAUGUGGACACAACUGCAACCUCCACACCAAUAGAAACAACUAAUGUUUCCACAAAUCCUACCACUACAACCCCCAUGACAACAGAGGGCACCACUUCAAACCCCACCACACCAGAAUCCACAACUACAACAUCCACUACACCGGUAGCCACCACUGAAGCAUCCAACACUCCUGUGGGCUCAACCACAACUUCCACACCAACAGAGCCCAUUAUAACUUCCACCAGUGAAACCUCCACCACACCACUAGUCACAUCUAGUACAACAGAGGACACCACUAUGUCUUCAAGCGUUACAGAAACCUCAGUUACUAUUUCUUCUAUACCGCUAACCACGUCUUCAAUCCCCAUGGAGACAGAGACCACCUCUACAACUUCCACCAUGCAAGAGACGACAACUACAACCUCUACUGCACCAGAAGUCCUCACUACAAUUCCCAUCACAACAGUGGACACAACUACAACUCCCACACCUAUAGAAACCACUAAUAUUUCCACAAGGCCUGACACAGUAGUUACAGCAACAACUUCCAUGACAGCAAAGGACACCACUACAUCCUCGACCGCACCAGAGACCACAGCUACAGCCACUACUACACCAGUAGCCAAAACUUCAAUUUUCACCACAGAUGUGGACACAACUGCAACCUCCACACCAAUAGAAAUCACUAACGUUUCCACAACUCCUACCACUACAAUUCAAAUAUCCACCACUCUUAAAGGUACCACUAUAACCCUCAUGACAACAGAGGGCACUACUACAAACCCCACAACACCAGAAUCCACAACUACAACAUCCACUACACUGGUAGCCACCACUGAAACAUCCAACACUCCUGUGGGCUCACCCACAACUUUCACACCAACAGAGCCCAUUAUAACUUCCACCACUGAAACCUCCACCACACCAUUAGUCACAUCUAGUACAACAGAGGACACCACUACGUCUUCGAGCAUUACAGAAACUACAGUUACUACUUCGCCUCUACCGCUAAGCACAUCUUCAAUCCCCAUGACAACAGAGACCACCACUACAACUUCGACCAUGCAAGAGACUGGAACUACAACUUCUUCUACAGAAGAAGGGACCAUAACAAUUUUUUCCACUCCAAUGGACACAACUACAACCUCCACACCAAGAGAUACAACCAUUUUCACCAUUCCUGUGGGCUCAACCACAACCUCUGUGCCAAUAGACACAACCCUAAUUUCCACCACCCAAACCUCCAGCAUUCCAGUAGUUACAACAACCACCUCCAUGACAACAAAGGACACCACUACAUCCUCAACGUCACCAGAGACCGCACCUACAACUUCUACUACACCAGUAGACACCACUGAAACAUCCAGCAGUCCUGUGGGCUCAACUACAAGGUCCACACCAAUGGAGACGAGUAUAACUUCCACCACUGAAAGCUCCACCACACCAUUAGUCACAAAGGCGAUUUCCAUUUCAACAGAAGAAACCACUACAUUCUCCACCACACCAGAUACCACAAUCACAACUUCUAUUAUACCAGGAACCACAACUGCAACCCCUGGUACAGCAGAGGCAACCACUACAACUUCCACCACACAAGAGCUGACAACUACAACCUCUACUUCACCAGAAGUCCCCACUACAAUUCCCACCACAACAGUGAACACAACUACAACUCCCACACCUAUAGAAACCACUAAUAUUUCCACAAGGCCUGACACAGUAGUUACAGCAACAACUAACCCCACCACACCAGAGUCCACAACUACACCUUACGUCACACCGGUAGGCACCACUACAAUGUCCUUCACACCGAUGGAUUUAACCACAACUUCCACACCAAAAGAUACCACCCUCACUUUGACUACUGAAACCACUCUUGUUGCUACAACUUCCAUCACAACAGAUGUGACCAAAACAACUCCCACCACACCGGAGACCACAACUCCAACUUCCACUAUACCUGUAGUCACCACAACAAUUUCCACUUCACCUGUUGGCUCAACCACAAUGUCCACACCAAUAGACACCACUAUAGCCUCCACCACUGAUAUCUCGACCACAGCAGGAGUCACAACCCUAACUUCCAUCAUAACAGAGGACACCACUACAUUCCCAACCACACCAGGGCCCAUAAUUACAACUUCUACUAUACUAGUAACCACAACUUCAACCCCCAUGACAACAGAGGCCACCACUACAAUUUCCUCCACUUCAGCUAUGACUACACAAAGUAGCACCAUAACAACUACCCCAGGACUUUGCCUCAAUGGAUUCCAUGAUGGGAUUAAAUGUGUGUGUCCUGAUAACUUAUUCUACGGGCCAAGAUGUGAGUUUCCUGUGGAGGAGAUCCCUGUAGAAGUGGAAACUGUACCUGUGACAAUUGAAGCCCAAGUGAGGAUCACCAACCAGGAGUACAAAGAUGAUCUUGAAAACACAAACUCUGAAGCCUAUAAAAAUCUUGAGGCUGACUUUAAAGAGCAGAUGGACAACGUUUACGAGAAUGUCUCUGGAUACAUUGGUGUGAAGAUCCUGCGUCUGAGGAAGGGUAGCAUCAUUGUGGACCAUGAAGUCAUCAUUGAAGCCAAGAUAAACAAUAAUGUGAGUGCCAUCAAUGCAACUGUUCACAACCUGAAAGAGGCAGUGAAAGAACAACUGGUUAGCUUAAACACCACUGAUCAGAACUGUACAGAGAGCAAAACAUUCUGCUUCUCUGCUCCAGCUGACCCUAUUCUCAAUGUAACCACACAAUUUUCAGCAACAGAUUUUUGCAAUAGGCUCACCAAUAAUUCAACAUACUACUAUCCCGAUACCACAAAGAAUGGUAGCCUGCGCUGUAUCACUGACUGCACCAAGGACUCCCCACGGGCCAUCAACUGCAAAUAUGGAGUUUGUGUCAUCGCUAAAAAGGGCCCCCAGUGUGAGUGCAGUGAUUUGGACAUGUUUUGGUACACAGGCAAUCGCUGCAAGACACGCUUCCAUAAGGGUGAGGUAGGCCUUGGUAUUGCACUGGCCGCAAUCUUCUUGGUCAGCAUUGUCUUGGCCAUCUUCCUCUUCAGGGCCAAACAGAAGAAACCUGGAUCUCGCUGGAGUGAUGAUGCUGAGAUCUGGUAUACGCAGGACGCGGAAAUUGAGUGUAAAGCCUAUGGGAAUCUGAGCAUCAUGAAUGAAGCAGCUGCCUCCUUUGAUGGAAGCCAAGACAGAAGCAAGGAUUUCCACGCUUCUCUUGAGUCAGUGGAUUUCUCAAAAGGGCUGCAUUUCCCAAAACCAGAAGUGGUGACUGAUGGUUGACUCCAUCAAGGGCGCAUCCUGGAAAUUAGCCUUUGAGUGACUGAGAUGCAUGAAGGACCUAACAGGCAGACUGAAAGGCCAUCAACAGACAGGCUGAAGCAAUGGGCCAUAGUGAUGUUGACUUCCUGAGGCUUCUUAGAUUUCUUUGGGAAUGGUUUCCUGGAAGAAGGCCACAAGAAGACCAUCAGUCUGCUAGCAAGCACUUUUUACGUGUGUGUGUGUUCAUAUUGAAACCAAAUCAAUAGUGCUCCGGAUUAUUUGCACAAGCAGAACAGAAAUACUUUAACCUGUUCUGUAUUAUCCUGAACCCUCUCCCUCAACUGUGGGUAACACUUUUUGCCUGCUGUCUUUGCUCUUUUUCUCAAGCUUUUCAAUAUGCAUGGUGCACAACAUUUUUUCAGAUCUUAUUCACUCUUGAUUAUUAUGUUGCAUCCCCACCACCAAUUUUUUAUCUUACAUUUUCAAUAUAACAUAUUACCAUUAUGUUUCAUUAUUUUACUUUUUAAAUUUUUAAAACAUUUAUGUCCUGCUCCAACAUAAUGCUGUUUGAGAUGACUUACAAUAAUAAUACAAUAAACACAGAUGAAACAGGCAAACAGCAGCAAAGAAUUAAGAGAAGUGAUGCAAAAACUAAAACUGGUUAAACUAGAAAACCAAUUAAGACCAAUUAAAACACCUCACAGAAGAGGAGUUUCAAGCUCCUUGUGAAACUCAUUAGGGAGGGAGAUUGGCAUCUAUUUAUUUACUAUUGCUUUUACUGUUUUUAUUCAUUCUCUCUUCCUUGCUGCCAUUUUUCUACAUUUAAUUCACUUCUGCAUUCUUAUUGUCCACAAGUCCCUCUCUUUCUCCUCAGGCUUAAUCAGUUAUUUCUGGAUAAUAAGAUUGUGCUUCUCUUUCUCUUCCUUCUUCUCUAUCCUGUCAUUUUGCCCAGUAGUCUUCCUUCUCUUUUACUUCUUCAUUUAUUUAAAUAAAGUCUGUCUCCUGACAAGUGCUGGAACCCUAAUAUCUACCUCUCAAUCUCCUUCCUCUGGUGUUCCUUCCCCUUUCUGUACAGUCUUGUCUCUUUUAGAUUGUAAGCCUGAGGGAUAGCAAUAGCAA
Messenger RNA from Hemicordylus capensis (graceful crag lizard), 5688 nucleotides. RefSeq names its product mucin-2-like. NCBI's taxonomy places the organism in Eukaryota, Metazoa, Chordata, Lepidosauria, Squamata, Cordylidae. The record is from RefSeq and is a predicted model, not a curated record. Bases 1 to 4590 code for a protein of 1529 amino acids. The transcript is spliced from 11 exons.